AUGUCUGGCUAUAUUCCCUCCUUCUCUCAACCGCCUUCAAGGCCGGGGUCUCUGGCGGCAUCCAGGGCAAACUCCUACGCCGGAUCGAGGUUUGGCGCCUCGCGUCCCGGCUCCCCAUCACCAGGCAGUCCGUACGCGUCUCACCCGGGGUCACCGGGGCCCGGAAGCCCCCUGCCAUCAAGACCGGGCACUUCCAAAGGCCCAUCUCGCCAGGCAACUCUCAAUGGCAAAUCCAGGCCUAGCAGUCCUCCUCCGGAGGUAGAGACUGAGCAGACCACACCCGAUGUUAUGUCCGUGUUGGAACACGCGAACGAGAUGAUCCGGGACGAGAAGGGAAACCCCAAGAUUGGGCGUAUCGUCGGAGGAAAGUUUGUCGAUCCGUCCAACGAGCAGAUCGACGCCGACUGUGGGGCGAUCAAGACUGUCGACAUCGAUAUGCCGCUCACGUUGACCGAGCUUGUCAGCCACAACGACAAGGAGUACAUUGUCCUCGAGUACGCCACCGGUGACGAGCAGAACCCGUACAACUGGAAGCCCAUGUACAAGAGCUUCGUGACCGCCAUGCUGUGCCUCAUGACCCUCUUCAUCGGCCUCGCCACGACGGCGUACAGCUCCGGGAUCGGCAGCAUGGUCAAGGACCUGAACAGCUCACAAGAGGUCGGCCAGAUCGGCCUGUUCACCUUCAACUUCGCCUGCGCCCUCGCCCCCAUGGUCCUGGCGCCGUUCUGUGAGCUCGUCGGCAGGAAGAUCGUCUACGCCGGCGCGUUCCUCUGCUUCACCCUGCUCUUCAUCGGCCUGGCUCUCGCGAAGGACAUCGGCACCAUGAUCGGACUCCGGCUCCUGCUCGGUCUCUUUGGCUGCGUCGGCACCAUCCUGGUCGGAGGUACCUUUGACGACAUGUACCUCCCCCACGAGCGCUCCCGCCCCAUGGCGCUGUUCUCAUGGAUCGCCAUCCUCGGCACCGUCGCGGCUCCCAUCUACGCCGGCUUCAUCGACCAGGCCAUCGGGUGGCGCUGGAUCGAGGGCAUCCAGGGCCUGGCCAACGUGCCCCUCCUGAUUUGCAUCUUCCUCUUCUUUCCCGAGACCCGAGGCGGUGUCGAGCUGCACAGGCGAGCCGCCGCCCUGCGCAAGGCCACCGGAGACGAGCGCUACGUCGCCGAGGGCGACAUCUACACGCCCGACAUCAAGUCCAUGCUCAAGGCCUCGUCCGUCAAGGCCAUCCACAUGCUCGUCACCGAGCCCGUGGUCUUCUCCUUCGGCCUCUGGAUCGCCUUCUGCUGGGGCGUGACCUUCAUGUUCCUCUCGGUCAUCCCCAUCACCUUCACCGAGAAGCGCGGCUGGUCCGAGGGCGUCAGCGGCCUCCCCUACAUCAGCCUGGCCAUCGGCUGCACCCUGGCCUGGAUGGCCCACCACCUCCAGAUGCGCAAGUACGACCGCCUCACCGCCGACCCCAGCGUCACCGUCACCCCGGAGGCCCGCCUCUACGGCGCCAUGUACGGCGCCAUCUGGCUGCCCGUCGGCCUCUUCAUCUACAGCUUCACCCAGUACGCCUACCUCUCGUGGGUCGGCCCGGCCAUCGGCCUCGCCCCCAUCGCCUUCGGCAUCUACUUCGUCUUCGAGUCCACCUACAGCUACACGGCCGACUGCUACGGCCCCAGCGCCUCGUCCGCCAUCGCCGGCCAGGGUCUCAUGCGGAAUACCCUGGGCGCGGUGACCCCGCUGUUCUCGACCCAGUUCUUCCACAACGUGGGCUCGCAGUAUGCCGGCCUGAUCCUGGCCCUGAUCGCCACGGGACUGAGUCUCAUCCCGUUCGUCAUGUACAAGUUCGGGCCCACGCUCAGAGCUAGGAGUAAGCUGGCGCUGGUCUAA
Messenger RNA from Diaporthe citri, 1869 nucleotides. RefSeq lists its product as uncharacterized. The transcript has a single exon. The record is from RefSeq and is a predicted model, not a curated record. The coding region runs from base 1 to 1869 and encodes 622 amino acids. Gene Ontology annotation, molecular function: transmembrane transporter activity. NCBI's taxonomy places the organism in Eukaryota, Fungi, Ascomycota, Sordariomycetes, Diaporthales, Diaporthaceae. Gene Ontology annotation, biological process: transmembrane transport.